AUGAUAGACUUAGCACUAUUCGAAGUUGACGAAGAAUUAUGGACUGGAGUCCACGACGGCCCAGGUAUCGAAGAUGACGAAAACUCGGGUAUUGAAAACUUCGACGACUUCAAUAUAGAAUACGAUGGCGACGGCUCAGGCACUUCAGACGAAGACAUUGACUCAAACAUCGACGAUGAAAACGAAGAUGAGAGCAUUGAAGAUAAAGACAACAGCCCAACUGACGAAGACGUCAAAGCUGACAAAGGGGAAGACCCAGGCGUUGAAGACGAAGGCAGUAUUUCAGAUACCGACGACGUCAUCGGCUCGUAUAUCGGAGAAGAAAAUGACGACGUCAAAAACCUAGGUAUCGAAGACGAAGACAAUACCUCGGGCAUUGAAGACGUCAUCAGCUCAGAUACUGAAGAUGAAGACGACGACAAAAGCCCAAAUAUUGAAGACGAGGACAAUGACUCAAAUUUUGAGGAGGACGACGACUCCUCGAGUAUCGAGGACGAAAAUGACAAGGGCCCAGCGAUCGAAGACGAAAAGAAAAUCUCUGGUGUGGAAGACGUCAACGCCUCGGGCACUAAAGGAGAAGACAAAGAUGGCAACGAUGGUUCGGGUGUUGAAGGCAAUGUCGUCUCAAAGGUUGAAGAGGACGAAAACACAUCAGUGGAAGACGAAAACCGCUUACCUGUUGAAGUAGAUGAUGAAUCGAUUGUUGACGACGUCCUCUCUGUGGUAGAAGAUGUUUCGAUUGCAGUAGUGAUUGCCUUAGCUGAGCUCAUUGUCGUCGUUUGCAUAUCGCUAGUAGCCGUUGGGGUGACAGGGGAGCUCGCCUCAAUCGUCGAAGAAGUCGGCUGCACAACAGUGGAAGAUCUGAUCUCGGUUGUGGAAGAAAACUCUGUUGUAGAUGGUUCAUCGUCCGUACUUGUGCUGGGACUUGUCUCACUAGACCUCACAGUUGAAGUUUCUAUCUCGCUCGUACUUGGCGUAGUCGCAGGAUCUGUAGAGGCUAUAGAUGGAGUAGUCGCAGGAUCUGUAGGGCUUGUAGAUAGAAUAGUCGUAGGAUCUAUAGGGCUCGUAGAUGGAGUAGUCGUAGGAUCUAUAGGGCUCGUAGAUGGAGUAGUCGCAGGAUCUGUAGGGCUCGUAGAUGGAGUAGUCGCAGGAUCUGUAGGGCUCGUAGAAGGAGUAGUCGCAGGAUCUGUAGGGCUCGUGGAUGGAGUAGUCGCAGGAUCUGUAGGGCUCGUGGAUGGAGUAGUCGCAGGAUCUGUAGGGCUCGUAGAAGGAGUAGUCGCAGGAUCUAUAGGGCUCGUAGAUGGCGUAGUCGUAGGAUCUAUAGAGCUUGUUCGAGUCACGGAAGUUGAUGAAGAUUCUCCUUCUGAUUCUGGGUGA
This is a messenger RNA of Bacidia gigantensis, 1377 nucleotides long. RefSeq lists its product as uncharacterized. The coding region runs from base 1 to 1377 and encodes 458 amino acids. The record is from RefSeq and is a predicted model, not a curated record. The transcript is spliced from 3 exons. NCBI's taxonomy places the organism in Eukaryota, Fungi, Ascomycota, Lecanoromycetes, Lecanorales, Ramalinaceae.